GGGGCCGGAGGGGCUUGGCCAGCGAGGGAAGGGGCGUAGCAGAAAGCAGCUUUGGGACAGAGAAGUGAUUUCAGCGCUUCCAGUUGGGAGCCGCGGGCCGGACGCGGAGGGGCUGCUCCCCAGGACAGCGAGGAAGGGGAGACGGAGCCAUCCCCCGGCCUGGGUGAGAGGAAGAUGAAGGUCCUGCUGAUGGCGGCAGUGCUGUUUGCCUGCAGUGUGUUCACAGCUCAUGGGAAGCUCCCGCACGCCUUUGCACCAGGACUCGAGGGGAGCACCGUAGGAAAUGUGACCCAUGGCUGCCCCUCGGGAUGGGGCACGUCGAGGGCUUCAAUGGACCGGUGCUGCCGGCUCCGUGCCUGCUGCUACGCCAGGCUGGCGGCACGGCGCUGCCGCGUGGGACCAGCGCAGCCCUUCCCUGGGCCCCAGGCAGGAGGGCGCCCCUGCAGCUCCGGGACCUGGUGCCAAAGGGGCGCCUGCCGGUGCGAGCGGGCAGCCCUGCUCUGCCGCAUCCGCAGCCGGGGGCAGCUCCGGCGCCGCAGCAAGUGCCGGGGCCGAGGCCGAGGCGGGCGGUGCUGAAGCCAAAGGGCUCCGUGCAUUGAACCGCAUCCGGGCUGAUGAGCGAAGGGACGGGGCCAGCAGCGAAUCCCAGCCCCGCCGCGUCUCCUCCGUGGGGCUUUCUGGCUCCGACACGAGUACAGCCGCCCUCUGGUGCAGCUGUGCCAACGCGCACCGGGGCCGAGGAG
Molecule: messenger RNA, 743 nt
Organism: Neopsephotus bourkii (Bourke's parrot)
Lineage: Eukaryota; Metazoa; Chordata; Aves; Psittaciformes; Psittacidae
Product: basic phospholipase A2 Tpu-G6D49-like
Exons: 5
Coding region: 175-576 (133 amino acids)
Biological process (GO): phospholipid metabolic process; arachidonate secretion
Molecular function (GO): A2-type glycerophospholipase activity
Source: RefSeq, a predicted model, not a curated record